GAGGAGAAAGCAAGAGCUUCAGGAGGGAAGUGGGACGGUAGCUAGCUAGAUGUGAAGAAAUAAGCGAAAGGCUGGGAAGAAUGAGAGAGAAGACAGGCGAGAGAAUGUUGAAGGUCCCCGCAAGUUUGUAUGAUGGAACGUUUGGGAAAGGAAAGUUCCUUUUGCAGUUCUAGACCCUUCCAGUGGUUCGAUCACGCAGAUAAUGAAGCCCCCUCCAGAUGGAAACUCACCGAUUGCUUUUCUUCCUUUGAACAAUCCGCCCCUCUUCCAGAGAAACCGAAAGAUUACAUGGAAAGCAGAAAGCCUCCGUUGGAGCUGAAGGAUGUUCCACCCCCUCCCCCACCUCUUGCAGUCUCCAAACCCUUUCCCCUCGCCCCCCUGCCCAACCCCCCUACCUGCCUGCAGUCACAGCAGCGGGACCCCCUGCAGCAGCCGGGUAGCACCAAAGUAAGAGCGUGCGCUCACUGCGACGGGAGCCUGAGAAUCCAGCACGCCGACGCUCAGCACACCCGGGCCCAGGGUUUUGGUGUGGGUGGUGGUGUUUCUCUGCACUUAUCCAAACCCCUCGACGUUCCCAGCAGCCGGCUGGCCUGCCAGGUCGGCUCCGCCCUUCACCCCCCUUUCCCCGGGGCGUCCGUGGCCUGCUCCCAGUCCGCCGUCUCGGGGGUCUGCGACGCGCGCCUGCCCUCAGUGGCCACCUCCCAGCCCCUGCCCUGCCAUCAGCCCCUGCCCUGCUGCACGGGGCUGCUCAGGCCUCAGCAGCCCUUCCCUCCUCUCUCACUGCCCUGUGGCCAGGCCAAACUCCUCCCUCCUGCCCCCUCUGUCCCUGCCCCUGUGCAUGGGGGGUGCCUGGCCCCCUCUGGUUAUUACCCCUGUAAUGUGGAUUACAGAGCUGCUGCUAGAGGGGACCGGCACUUCCCUGCACUUGGCGGUCUCUCCUCAUCACACCUUGGCACCAAUCCUUUGCACCUAAAUGUCGAGCGCACGGUUUGUCUGAAGGGCACGCACUACUGCAGAGAAUGUCUGGGAAAGCCGGUCACGGAUACAGAGAAAGUUUGGCCCAACAUCCCCCCGCUUCCAAGCCAGCCAAUCCCUGUGCCAAUUCCCAUGUGCAACGGCUGUGGUGUGCCUGGAGCAUCGUCUGAUGGGAUGCUAACAGUCGGCUCAAACCUGGGCAAACCAAGCCAGAAACAUGGGUCCCCUGAGGGCGGCGGGCAGGAGAACCUGCCCCCCGUGGGGGUGUUCUGGGACAUUGAGAACUGCUCGGUGCCCAGCGGCCGCUCGGCCGUGGCCGUGGUGCAGAGGAUCCGCAGCCGCUUCUUCCAGGGCCACCGCGAGGCCGAGUUCAUCUGCGUCUGCGACAUCAGCAAGGAGAGCAAGGAGGUCAUCCAGGAGCUCAACAACUGCCAGGUGACUGUGGCGCACAUCAACGCUACCGCCAAGAACGCGGCGGACGACAAGCUGAGGCAGAGCCUCAGGCGCUUCGCGGAGACGCACACCGCCCCCGCCACCGUCGUCCUGGUCUCCACCGACGUGAACUUCGCCAGCGAGCUGAGCGACCUCCGCCACCGGCACGGCUUCCGAGUGGUGCUGGUGCACAAGAACCAGGCGUCCGAGGCCCUGCUGCAGCACGCCCACCAGCACGUGGCCUUCGAGGGCUUCGUGUCGGACCUGCCGCCCCGCAUGCCCGCCAAACCGCAGGAGCUGUGCAGCCUGGAGCCCAAGGCCGCCUUCCAGCUGGAGAAGAAGAACCGCGGAGAGCUGGCGUCUCCCCAGAGUAACGGAGAAACGGCCCCCUCCAGAAGCAACCUCACCGUGGACUCGGCCUACCGGGGCAGAAGGAGGGACUGCUCCUCGCCCCGCAGUGUGUCCGACUCCCCCGUGGAGCGGAUGGACAGGAGCGUGGGGGAGUUCCAGGUCAGCACGCCCUCCGCCUUCAGCAAGAUCAGCCUGCAGAGAACCUUCAGCCCCAUGGUGCUCUCCCAGGGCUCCUGGUCCUCACGGAGCGGAUCCCCCUGCCUGUCCAACCGCUCCUCCCCCCUGACGACGCUCAGUCGCAGCCCCUGCCCAGACGCCCAGCCGGAGCCCUUCUCCAACGGCGCCGACAUCCAGGUGGCCAACAUGGACUACAGGAUGUCCCGAAAGGAGCUCCAGCAGAUCCUGAACGACACCUUCUCCAAGCACGGCCGGGUGAAGAGCGUGGAGCUGAGCCCUCACACAGACUACCAGCUGAGGGCCACGGUGCAGAUGUGCUCCCUGCAGCAGGCCAUCAGCGCCGUCAGCGGACUGCACCGCUACAAGAUCGGAGGCAAGCGCAUCCAUGUCUCCCUCAUCACUGGUGCUAACAACCGGUCUCUCACAGCGCUCAGUUCUGAAAUCAUGGGCAUCCUUCAGGAUGCACCCGCCUGUUGCCUGCCCUUGUUUAAGUUAACUGAAAUAUACGAGAAAAAGUUUGGUCAUAAGCUGGCGGUGAGUGACCUGUACAAGCUGUCCGAGGUGGUGGCGGUGCGGGACCAGGGCAGCAGCCGGCUAGUGUGCCUCCUCCCCAGCAGCCAGGCCCGCCAGAGCCCCCUGGGCUCCUCCCAGUCCCACGACGGCUCCUCCACCAGCUGCAGCCCGGUGGUGUUCGAGGAGCUGGAGUACCACGAGCCCGUCUGCAGACUCCACUGCACCCAGCACGGCUUCAGCGAGUCGGACUUCGACCCGGACUCCUAUAAGAUCCCGUUCGUGGUGCUUUCCCUCAAGGCCUUUGCCGCCCAGGUGCACAGCCUGCUGCAGAGCCACGAGGGCACAGUGCCUUUGCUCAGUUUCCCAGAGUGCUACGAGGCUGAGUUCAGUCCCCUGAAGCUGGGGGAGGAGGGGGAGCUGGAGGGUUCAGUCCCUCUGGAGCACCUGAUCACCUGCAUCCCGGGCAUCAACAUCGUCACGGCUCAGAAUGGCUUCAAGGUCAUCAAAUGGAUCCACAACAAGCCCCCGCCACCCAAUGCAGACCCCUGGGUGCAGCGCUGUAAGAGCCCCGUGGGGAACCCGCAGCUCAUCCAGCUGAGCAGAGAGAUCAUCGACCUGAUGAAGAACCAGCCCUCCUGCACCAUGCCCAUCAGCAAGUUCAUCCCCUCCUACCACCACCACUUCGCCAAGCAGUGCCGUGUCUCCGACUACGGCUACUCCAAGCUGCUGGAGCUCCUGGAGGCCGUGCCUCACGUGCUGCAGAUCCUCGGCAUGGGCUCUAAGCGGCUGCUGACCCUGACCCACCGCGCCCAGGUCAAGCGCUUCACCCAGGACCUGCUGAAGCUGCUCAAGUUCCAGGUCAGCAAGCAGGUGGUGAUCCGGGACUUCAUGCAGGCCUACCACUGGUGUUUCUCCAGGGACUGGCAGGUUAUUGAGUACGGCAUGUGCGACCUGAUGGAUCUGCUGGCAGAGAUUCCCGACACAACAAUCACCAUAACACAGCAAGACAAUGACACGCUCAUCUCCAUUCCCAAGAGAGAGAGGACUCCAGAGGAGAUGGAGAGAACCAAGCAGUUUGCCAAAGAGGUGGUGGACCUCCUGCGGCACCAGCCCCACUGCCGGAUGUCCUUCAGCAAGUUCAUCCCGUCCUACCACCACCACUUCGGCCGCCAGUGCAAGCUCACCUACUACGGCUUCACCAAGCUGAUGGAGCUCUUUGAGGCCAUUCCCGAAGUGCUGCUGGUGCUGGAGUGCGGGGAGGAGAAGAUCCUCACGCUGACGGAGAUGGAGAAGGUGAAGGCCCUGGCGGCACAGCUGGUGAAGCUGCUGCGCUCUCAGAAGGACACCAGCCUCCCGCUGGGCGAGCUGCUCUCCGAGUACAGCAGGACCUUCGGCUACGGCCUGCGUCUGCAGGACUUCGACGUCAGCUCCGUCCCCGCCCUGCUGCACAAGCUCUGCCACGUCGUCAAGGUGGUGGAGGGGGCGCAGGGCCGUGAGGUGCAGCUCAUCAGCAGGAAGUCGCUGCGCUCCCUGACCGCACAGCUGCUGGCCCUGCUCAUGUCCCUGCCGGACGGGAGGGACUGGCUGAGCGUGGAGGGGCUGAGCCUGCAGUACGAGGCCGUGCACUGCGCCCCGCUCAACCCCUGCGAGUACGGCUUCGUCUCCCUCAGCGAGCUGCUCAAGAGCCUGCCCUACCUCGUCGAGCUGUUUGAGAGCGAUCUGGAGGAUCGGGAAGAGCGUGUGAGGUUGACCCGGCUCUACCAGUUUGCGUGCAGUGUGAGAGCCCUGCUGCACACCUACCACUACCACCAGAUCUUCCUCACCGAGUUCUCAGGGGCCUUCAGCAAGUACACGGGCAGGGGUCUGCAGCCGCGCUCCUACGGGUACAGCACUCUGGAGGAGCUGCUGGCGGCCAUUCCCCAGGUAGUCUGGAUUAAAGGCCACGGACACAAGAAGAUUAUCGUUCUGAAGAAUGACAUGAAAGUGCGGGCGAGCCCCAACACCAGCGAGAGCCCCCAGCCAGACGGGGAGAGAGGGGGGAGCCCAUGUGAUGCUGUGGAGCUCAGGGCACAGAGCCCAGGUGGUAGUGGGACAGAGGCGGAGCUGCUGUGCCUGAGUUCGGGCUCUCCCGUAGACCUGCUGUGUGGGCCCGUCCCGUCCUGCCUGCCCUCCCCUCAGCUGCACCCCGACCCCGUGCUCCUGCAGCAGGCCGACCUGAUCCGCUUCGAGGAGCAGUCUCCUGCCCCCCCGGCAGAGGGUGAGACGGCGGACCCCCCCACAGCUCCUGAUGUCUGUGAAACCGCCCCGGUCCUCAAGGACCCUGCGUCCGUGGGAGAGACCCGGCCGCCCCCCGCAGAGCCGACCGCCGCAGCCAGGCCACCGCAGCCCCCUGCCCUGAAGGCCGCCCUGACGGACAGCCCCAGCAAGAGGGCGUCUCGCAACCGAGUGAAGCUGGCAGCCAACUUCUCCUUCGCCCCGGUCACUCGCCUCUGAGCGCCUGCCCCUGCCACCUCUGUACCCACAAGCCCACGGGGCAGGAGAAGCAUCGUCACGUUUUUACUUUUUCCUGUCCUAUUGAAUCUUCACACGUAUCCUGUGCUUACUUUUCUUGCUGUAUCACUGUACAUGUUGAGCAUUUUCUUUAAGUAUUUGUACACAGUCGUAUCAGGGGUUUUUUAUUCAAGCUGCGGCUUGGUCUCGGGACUCUUGAGGUUUCCUGGUAGGACACCUCUGCAGAUUUUCAGUUUUCAAAGCAACAUGCUUUCUGUUGAGGUUCCGUAUGUCUGAAAGAGACAUGAUUGUAACGGAUGAUUGCGUAUUUAUCUUGAUAUUGUUUUAAACCAUGUAGUUUACAGUUAUACUGAAGGGAACUGGGCAAACCAGUGCAAAAAAAGUAUUACAGAUGAGUUGGUUGAAACUGCAUAGAGGGGCUUCACGAACUUUAACUAUUAGGCUAUGAAGAACAGGCUCUUUCCCCCCCAUCUGAAAAUGUCACCCCUUGAGGAAUUUGGGAAUUUCACAAACACAGGGAUUACGCCUCAAAACCCUGUCUGUUCUGCUGAUAUUGUUUGGAAUAAUGCUUUUGUUAGAAACCUUAGUGUUUCAAGGUGGCCUCAAACCAAUCAAAAGCUUCUCACCUGUUUUAGUCACCUCCUGUCAGGGCUCAGGGAUAUAGUGUAAUGCAGAAGCAGACUGAUGCAAAGCAGUGGUAACUCGAGCAAGGCUGAAUUUAUGUAUUUGUAGAGUAUUCAUAGGUAAGGUAUUGACUUAAGGGCACAAUUCUAAGUAUGAAGAUUAUUUUCCAUGCCCCCUUCUGUUGUAACCUUCUUUUCUUUCAGCGUACAAUGUAGCAGCAGUGAAUAGUUGAUUUACUCUAGAAUUCUUUAGAGUCCCAGAUUUUCCCCUCGCUUGGAAUUUAAUUAAUGGGGGAGGGAAAACACCUAUUUUAGGGUGUUUUUUUAAAGCCUUCAUCUCAGGUCAUUUGGUUUAUUAUUGCAGCCUUUUGAUGUAAUCGAGAUCCAAUCGGGAACGUGUGUUGCAUGUCAGGUUCGGAUGGCAGUCUUGAGACACAGCUCACUGACGGAGCUUGUGUCGAGGCGUUUCAUGCAGGCUGUUGCAAUCCGCUUUGCUCCGGGAUGGCGGGAAUGUGGAGGCUCCAGGCAGCUCGAGCCUUAGUUCUCGCAGCGAUUUCGAGUCUGCCUUCAUGAGGCUGGCUGUGUCUCAGGGCGAGGCCGGCCUUGGCUUCGGACUCGAGGGUGCGUGACCCUGGGAAGGCCUAGCACUUCACAGCCAAGAGCCGAGCACAAACUCGUCUUCGUGUUUUUUGUUUCGCGGCACCCCUGGAUAUGGACUGCGGUUCACACCUCCGUCGGUGGUGUGAAGUAUGCACAUAAUGCAUAAAUCAUUUUAUGCAUGGGCAGACUGAAGGGAAGCUAUGUGUGCCAGUGGUAGAACUCGUUUAGGUGAAACCACAUUUUUAAUUAAGUUACGAGCACCAUUUCCACAGUACUUGACACCGACAAGGGAUUAUGCGCAUCUCCUUUAUGGUUCCUGUGGAAAUGUCAAGGUUGUUUGCUUUAACCUUGUUGGUUUGUCUCUCUUUUUAACAGAGCAAAAAAGCAAGAGAUGUACCUUUUUUGUGUUUGUGUUGGAGCGCUUGAUGUGCAGAGGAGCCGAAAGCUCACUCACUUUAUUUUUAGCAAUAAAAUGGCUGGUGUUUUUAGUGGUGUUUGAGCAGACUGGAGCUGGAUAUGAACUGCCUCGAGUGGAACAUCGCCACGGGCCCCCAGGGGCCCCAGGGAGCAGAGGGACAGACAGAGGCCCUCGGAGGUUCUCUGGACAGAGCCUGGCUUUUACAAUGGCUUGUAUCAGCCACGGCACGAGAGAGCGACUGGAGCAGUUCUCCAGCUCGUAUCUGUGCGGUCUGUCAAAUCGUUUUUUAGUUGUGUUGUGUUGUCUUGUCUUUUUUUAUUUGUGAAUCCGAAGACGUAUCCCGCUUGUUGGAGCAUUGCGUGCAACAUACAGAAUGUGAAGUCACAUAGUCUUCCUGCGCUUGUGCAGGACUGGAGAAAAGCAUGUGCUGGUUUGGAAAAAGGAAGGUCAACAUCCAUGUUACUUUUUGUGUGCUGGGAAUCCAGAUGUAAAUCUAAAAUGGGCAAGAGCCCAUGAGGUCCAUCUCUUCAUCGAAGGGUUGCUCUUCUCCAUUUGUUCCUGAAGACUGGUUUGUUCUUCAGCAUUUGCGUAUCCCUCUCUCCAGCCUAGUUUAGUUUAUUUAUCAUUGGACUUCAGUUGGCGACACGAGAAUUAUUGCCGUGUUCUAGGCCAGAUGACUUAACGUUAAGAGUAAGGGGAGGAAAUCGCCCUGGAAUGGUUUUUAUCCCAAGAAAUUCCUGUCACCUGGGACACUGGGUGGCAAACAAAACUUCAUGAGAAUAUGAGAGAUCUGCAGAUGUUUAGUUAAUUAUUUAAAUAAUUUUAAGACCAGCUUUUAAUUGAUGUCAAAACCCUGCUCCUUAGUUUCUUUGAGAGCGGGGAUAACUACAGCCAAGACAGAAAACAAUUUGCCUUAAGUGAUGCAUCUAAGCUUUUAGCUGGACAUAAUCAUUACAUUUUCUCUAAAAACAAAAGCUGUGUACUUAGUAGCAUAAAUUAUCAAGCCCUCUCAUUGCAGUUACAACUCAACUCAAAUGAAAAUAGAUGAAUUUUUACAUUGUUGCAUGCUUCCAAUUAAUGGAAAGCUCAACCUACACUUUGUUUAUGCACUUUUGCAUAAUUUAGGUUGAUUAAUUUUGGGUAAAAUCCUCCAUUGUGAUUUGAUGAGUAGAAAGUGAAAUGUCCGAAGUAUUUGAGGCCCUGAAGACCCUGCCGUGUUCCCCUGAAUGGCCAUGUUCAGAUGUUGGGUUUGUACGCGUCUGCUUCUCUUCUGUAGGGCGAGGAUCCUUCUGUCGCCCACGGUUGAGCACGCAUGUGCUUUGGUUUGCACUCUUAUUUGGCACUGCUCUCGUCAGCAGAACCCUGUUGUUCAUAUGGAAACCCUUCCAAAUUGUCGGUUUUUUUUCGUAGAUUACCUCGUAGCUGCGCACUUGUCCUUUGUGUAUAUUUCUUUUCUCUUCCUUCCCCCCCCCCCUCAUAUUCCCCAUAGAUGAGAAGUUGCUGUAGGAGUUUGAUUUUGUGAAGGGACCAAAUGAUUUAUGUAAUAAAUCUCAC
Conger conger (European conger) is the source of this 8154-nucleotide messenger RNA. Its product is annotated as meiosis regulator and mRNA stability factor 1. Gene Ontology annotation, molecular function: RNA nuclease activity; mRNA base-pairing post-transcriptional repressor activity; CCR4-NOT complex binding. The transcript is spliced from 26 exons. Lineage: Eukaryota; Metazoa; Chordata; Actinopteri; Anguilliformes; Congridae. Gene Ontology annotation, cellular component: peroxisome; cytoplasm. The coding region runs from base 130 to 4941 and encodes 1603 amino acids. Gene Ontology annotation, biological process: post-transcriptional gene silencing. The record is from RefSeq and is a predicted model, not a curated record.